Harpia harpyja (harpy eagle) is the source of this 1331-nucleotide messenger RNA. RefSeq names its product fibroblast growth factor 22 (gene FGF22). NCBI's taxonomy places the organism in Eukaryota, Metazoa, Chordata, Aves, Accipitriformes, Accipitridae. Gene Ontology annotation, cellular component: cytoplasm. The coding region runs from base 1 to 1008 and encodes 335 amino acids. Gene Ontology annotation, biological process: animal organ morphogenesis; positive regulation of cell population proliferation; positive regulation of protein phosphorylation. The transcript is spliced from 4 exons. The record is from RefSeq and is a predicted model, not a curated record. Gene Ontology annotation, molecular function: growth factor activity; fibroblast growth factor receptor binding.
AUGCCGCCGCGCUACGCCGCCAUGCCGCGCCGCGCUCCCCCCUCCCAGGGCGCAGGCGCCGCGCGGUGCACGCCGGGAGCGGUAGUUCCGCCGCGCCGGACUACAACUCCCAUGGUACAGCGCGGCCGCGCCCUGCGCGCCGCCUGGCGGCCGCGCCGGCCCCGACGGGACGGGACGGGAGCUGAUCGGGCGAGCACGGCGGGGAGCACGGCGCUGCCCCGCGCCCCUCCCGAGCCCCGCACGCCUUGGGCCAGACCGCAGACGGACACCACCCCCGGGCCCGGGGACCACGGCAGCCCCGCGCCCCCACAAGCCUCUCCCCCCCCUACCCUGCCCGAGGGGCCCGGCCCGGUCCGGUCCGGUCCGGUCCGUGCCCCUGACCGCCCGCCCGACGCGGGAGCCGGUGGGGACCGGAGCGUGCGGCGCGGCGGCCCCGCCGCCCUCGCCGCCUGCCUCGCCGGGGCGCUCGCCGUGCUGGCGGGGCUGGGUCCGGGGCCGGGACCGGGACCGGGGCCGGGGCCGGGACCGGGACCGGGACCGGGACCGGGGGCGGGCAGCGCCGCCUGGGGCGGCCGGCGGCCCCCCCGCAGCUACGACCACCUGGAAGGCGACGUGCGCUGGCGGCGGCUCUUCUCCGCCACCCGCUUCUUCCUCCGCAUCGACGGCGGCGGCGGCGUGGAGGGGACGCGCUGGAGGGAGCGGCCGGGCAGCAUCGUCGAGAUCCGAUCGGUGCGUGUCGGCGUCGUGGCCAUCCGGGCGGUGCACACCGGCUUCUACCUGGCCAUGAACAAGCAGGGGAGGCUCUACGGGUCGAAGGAGUUCAGCCCCAACUGCAAGUUCACGGAGCGCAUCGAGGAGAACGGCUACAACACCUACGCAUCGCUGCGCUGGCGGCACCGGGGCCGCCCCAUGUUCCUCUCGCUCAAUAGCAAGGGCAGGCCGCAGCGAGGGGGCAAGACGCGCCGGCAGCACCUCUCUACCCACUUCCUCCCCAUGCUCGUCAGCUGAGCUCCGCGGGCGGCUCUGGACCGUCCUGUAGGAAAAAAUGGAGAAGAGGGUUAUUUUAUUUAUGUACAUAUCUAUUUUUUUUGCUAUUUAUUGUUUUAUUUUUAAAUGUAUGGCGCAGGAUGGAUGUGGAAGGCAGAUGCUCCAGACACAGCCUGCAGCCGUGCAGGGAUGCGGCUCUCCCCACCGUCCUGCCGAGGCAGAGCCGGCCCGGUGCAGCCUGGGGAGCACGGCCACCACGUGCUGCCGACGUCGCGCCCCUGCCUGCGCAGCUCGGACCAGGUGGCCAUCGGUCUGCUAAUGGCAUCUCUGCAGGGGCUAGGGCU